AACGGCAACAACGAAUAUGGAGGACUCGCCAAUCAGCUUCAUGCCGGAGAGAUACUGGACAGAGGAGAAAGAAAGGACACUCAUUUCAUUCUUUUCCAAGAACAGUUGCCUGUGGAACCAUAAAUUAGAAAGCUACAAAAAUCGACCGCUGAGAUGGAAAAUGCUGGAACAUUUGAGAAUUCUUCUGUCCGCCCAACCCCCACCAGCUCCUUUCACAGUGGAAGACAUCAAGAGCAAGUUCAAGAACCUUCGUACCACCUUUCAAAGGCAGCACAAAGCGGUGAAGGCGAGUGAGGUGUGCGGUCCAGAUGUGUUUGUACCGCAGUGGAAGUACUAUCAGCAGCUGAUGUUCCUGCAGGCGGCAGGCCUGGAUGACUGCAAGAAUGCCCCUCUGCGGUCCUCAUUAAUUGUUUCACAGGAGGAGAGCGAACAUGUUCUCACCUCCCCGGGACUCAUCAUCUCCAUCCUUCCUCCGGAAUCCUCCCCCACAACCACCGCCUCCUCGCCAUCCUACAUCCUCUCCAACAUGGUAGCGAAAUCCUUUUGGACAGAAGAGAAAGAACGUGCACUUAUUGAUUUCUACGCAGAACACAGCUGCCUGUGGAACAAGUCGUCGAAAAACCAUAACAAUCGUCCGCUCCGACUGAAACUCCUGAAGAUUCUGAGGAGACGGUUGUCCGACCACUCUUCCACCUUCUCGAUUGAAGACAUAAAGUGCAAGUUCAAGAAUCUUCGGACAGUUUUUAACCGCGAAUACAAAGUGGUCCAAGUGAGCAGGACCUCUGAUAAGCGCUACCACUCCAAAUGGAAGCAUUACCAGCGCCUGCUCUUCCUCUGCGAGUGGUGGAAAGAUGAAGAGAGCCCGGACAACCCGCGGGAGCCGACGCCCCGGGAAGCGCUGGAGCUCGGGCGCCAAUCGGCGUCGUCCGCCCCGAGCAGCUCCUCGUGCUCCACCCAAACCAACAAUGCCGGCUUCAGCAACGCAUCCGCUUCCUCCAACAUUAAACAGACGGACGCCGACACCGAUACGUCCGCUGGCUUCCACAUUUUCACGGCCGCUUCAGAUUACGCUAAAGCGCAGGACCCGAAAACUGCUUCGCGAUCCGGUUCACCACCGGAUGGCAAACCUUGUGCAAACCCUCCCCCAAGAAAAUCCAGUCCAGUUCAACUCGAAUGUGGGCCCAUCUCUGACUCCCGCUGCCGCUGGAAUGAGAGCAAAGUUCACCAGCUCAUAUCGUUUUACUCCGAGCACGACUGUUUGUGGAACUACAAGUCAGAGAGGUACAAGAACAAGGCCACCAGACAGAGUCUGUUGGAGACGUUGAGCGUCUUACUCUCCAGCAAUGAACCGCUCCCCUUCGCAGUGAAAGACAUAAAAACAAAGUUUCGGAACCUGCGGACCAUCUUCCAACGUGAACAUAAGGCGGUGAACGCUAACAAAACCUGCGGUUCGGAAGACUUUUAUGUGCCCAAGUGGAAACACUACAGAGAGCUGAUGUUCCUCUGCGACUCUUGUGACGAAGAGCAGCAGCCCGACGAUGUCCUCUUUCACCAAGCCGCGGACGACAGCCUCCAUCCUGCAGACUACCAAGCCCCUCUCACCUCCCCCUCCCGGCGGUGCCGCGACUCACCUCAAACCGCCAAUCGAGUGCCGAACCAAACGAAGACACUUGAAUCUCCGCCCUUGCCGCCCCCGCCGGACGCCCGGCACUCAAUGUCUUCGUCUUCGUCCUCAACAUGCUCAUCUCACCCCGACGGCGGCGCGUUGGGCCACAAACGUGGAAACCAACAGCCGGCGGCGCCGCCUGCCGCCAUCGAGGCGCUGGAUUUCAUGAAGAAAGUCUAUCAAAGUCAGAUCACGUCCCCGCAUGCUGGCUUCCUGAAGUAUGUGGAGGAAUGUCUGAAUGAGGCUCCUCCGGACAAAGUCAAGCGAAUGAAGAUGAAGAUUAUUGAGACCAUCCACAACAUGUCAGAGGACGUUUAGGUGGCCCAAGAAAGCUUUGAACGUCAAUCCUGCCGGCCACGGACUCAUCGCAAUGUUGCAGUGAUGAUUUACACUCAAGCAGGAGAAGAG
Hippocampus comes (tiger tail seahorse) is the source of this 2074-nucleotide messenger RNA. RefSeq lists its product as uncharacterized. NCBI's taxonomy places the organism in Eukaryota, Metazoa, Chordata, Actinopteri, Syngnathiformes, Syngnathidae. The transcript is spliced from 7 exons. The record is from RefSeq and is a predicted model, not a curated record. The coding region runs from base 17 to 1984 and encodes 655 amino acids.